AUGUCAGCUCGGACUCCCGACGACGGUAACCAAUCCAAUACUCAGAUCGAGGCUGGAAUUGACAGCCCCCGGACCCCGGACCAGGUGUGGACGAGUCCUUUGGACUUUGUUGACGGUCCACCAGAACCGCAUGCUUCUCUCACCAGGAGAUCACCAUCGCAAAAUGAGGCGUACCUGUCCGACCAGCACCGAGCCGGCUCUGUCGCGCCAUCCAACGGCGAUAAGCGAAUCGUGUAUGCGGAUGAUACGUUGACACACAGCGUCCUCCCUCACAUGACCGGUCACCGUUCGUUCAAUGCAUCCGACAGUCGAGAAGGCGACCGCGUCGAACCAGACAGCCCGAACAUGGCGCGAGUUACAAUAACCUGCCCACCAGCGCCCUCCCUUACCUGGUUUCGACGCGAACUGGACCCAACAACCAAGACUUUCUCUCACUUGGUCGCUGAAGAUAUCACGUACCUGUGUAAGGUCAAGGGAGUACUGGCAUUUCCACCAGUCAUUACCUGUGACCUGCUGAUGGGAUGUUUCGUACGCCACUUUUUACCAGCCUAUCCCGUCGUGGACAGGAAUGACCUGCAAAGAAUCUACCUGCGUUUCCGGCGUGGCACCAUCAGCUCCCCCUUGCUUAUGCAUUCAAUCUUCUUUGCAGCUUGCCAGUAUAUGGAUGAGAACACAUUACAAGAAGCCGGGUUCAAGAAGAGGUCGGCGGCACAAGAGUACUUCCACACCCGAGCAGCACUCCUCCAUUCCUUCAACUGCGAAAAAGACCAGCUUAUGCUCAUUCAAUCUCUCAUUUUUAUGAGCCCAAGGUGGACGAACUAUAGCGAAGAAAAAGACAUCCGCUUUUGGACAACAUGUGCAUGCAAUUUGGCUUUCACGAUGGGCUUGCAUAAAGCUAUUCCUCCGUCAUCCAGAUUAUCACAGCAUCAGAGAUGCCUGUGGCGGAGGAUCUUUUGGACUCUGUUCGUACGCGACUAUAAUGUCGCGCUCGGUAUAGGUCGUCCGCCGGUGAUCAACCUCGAGGUCGUGGAUGUUGAGCUUCUCUCUGAGUCUGACUUCUACGAGACGGCUGCUGUGGAAGGCGCGGAAAAGUCUGGGGAGUGCCCAGUCGACUUUUACUUCUUCAGUAAGGUCCACAGCGCGUUCAUGACCGACUUGAUCACGCUCUCGAAAAUCCUGUCAGAAAUUUUCACCAUGAAUGUUGAGCAUCGAAGACACGAAGACUCUCUCCUACCACGCCUGAUCUCCGUCAAAACGCGUCUGGAACAGAUGGACUUGGCUUCUGAGCGUGCAACAAGAUCGUACACGACCGCAGACUCUCUGGUUGAAUAUUCAAUCUGGCCGAUCUCUGUCGAACUCAACCGUCAGAGAAUUAUGGCCUUGACCUUCAGAGUCAUGCACAAGGUACUACUCGAACACGACUCUGGAUUUUCCAAUAGUCUCACCGUCCAACAAGUUCGGGAUGGCAUUAUCAAGUGUGCUGCAAGGACUAUGGCGCUAUAUGAGGAACUUCUCUCAUCGGACGUAUUGAAGUACAGCCACAGUUUUUUAAAUACCUCUCUCUUCAACGCGCUCAUCACCUAUCUCGAGGAAGUAAAGGAUAAUCCACGAGACUCUAGUCGGGCGUGCAUAGCUGUCAACAAAAUCCAACUUGGCCUGUUGAUACUCGGAGAGCAUCGCAAAUACUGGAACGCCGCUCGCUGGUCGUACUCUCUCUUCAAGUUCUGCGUCGACCGAGACUUCGAAUUUUUGCAGAACCUUCCCAGGCAGUCCCGAUGGCAUUCACCAGAUGCCGGGCCCACGCCAGUGCAAGGACCUUCGUUCUCACCACCCCCUACUAGCACAAUUGAAGAACCACCUUGUAUGGCGGACUUCAAUUUCGGUGAAAUCCCCAUUUGGGAUUCCUCAUUGGUGGAUUCGCAUUGGCUUGCGGAAUGGUUUCCCAUCACCCUGGAUCAGUCAUAA
Messenger RNA from Fonsecaea pedrosoi CBS 271.37, 1965 nucleotides. RefSeq lists its product as uncharacterized. The transcript is spliced from 4 exons. NCBI's taxonomy places the organism in Eukaryota, Fungi, Ascomycota, Eurotiomycetes, Chaetothyriales, Herpotrichiellaceae. Gene Ontology annotation, molecular function: DNA binding; zinc ion binding. The record is from RefSeq and is a predicted model, not a curated record. Bases 1 to 1965 code for a protein of 654 amino acids. Gene Ontology annotation, biological process: DNA-templated transcription.